AUGAGCUUACCUCCGGGAAACCCUCUAAGGGCUAAACGUCGAUACCGGGACACAGAGCAGCCAGGGCUAGUCAGCCAUCUUGAACAGAGUAGUCGACUACAUGGGGGUUGUAUAUCACGUACAUUCAAUGAACAACUCGAAACUAAUGCAAUUCACCUUUAAUUCUAUCCACAAGCGAGAGCGUUUCACAGUGAAAGGAGAGACUGAAAUGUUUCGAUAAAAUCGAGAUUUAUUUUCACUGAUUUCUCUCUCGAAUGAUCAAACGUAGUUUUUAUUACCAAUUAAUUGUUUUUUAGAUCAAAAGUAUUUUGAGUAACUGUUACCAAUGCAUCGUAAAAUCAAUUUAUGGUGUAUAAACUGAUUUUAGAAAUAGAAAAAAAAUGUUUUUCCAAAGUCGAGAGGUAUUUCACUGGGAAAAAAAUUAUUUAAACUCUUGUUCAUCAACUGAUAGCCCCCAAAGCAAAAUUAUUAAUUAAACUCAUGCGAUCCCCACCCAAAAACGCUCGUCCAAUUUUUUUUUUUCCAAAAGUAUCACAUUUCUCAUUCCAAAAACGGGAACAUCUGGUCAUUGAGUAAAUAAGUAGUAUUAUUCUUACCCUUUAGGAUUACUUCUUCCUUUCCUCUGUCUCUGGAAGGAGUACGACCGAUUGAAUUACCAGAGGAUGGCGCGUGCCACCGGCCGCCCUCAAAGCGGAAAUACACCAUAACCCAGGAUGGAAUAAUGAAAACGUUAAUCUCUCGAUUGAGAAACAUUCGAUUUUUUUUUUCAUGCCGACGAGUCCAUCGCCGUUCCGAUGACAAGAUAAAAUCCACUCACCGCCGAUGAAGAGCUGUACCGGGGGUGAAUCAAAUCGAGGGGAUGCGGCCACAAAGUUUAAUUACGUCGCAUCCUCCUGUGGGUUUUAUCGCGUGCCGGGAUUAUCCGGUGGGCAAUCACUUAACUGAUAGACCGUGUCAUCCAGCGCACUGGACCAAUCACUCAAUUUUUUGAUUCUUUUGAACUGGUGCUUCGAGGGGUUGUAAGCCGGGUUGCUGAUCACCAGUUAUCGGACAACCCCACGUUCCAUUCAGGUGGAGGUAAACACAGGUGUUGCUAUCACCCGGAAUCAUCGGGGGCUUGAUUUUUAGAUGGGCCAGGCGAGAAGGGUAACUUUACAUUAAUUAUGAAUUUUAAUUUAAAAAAUUUAACCAGGUCAAAAUAAAUUUUGAGAGAAUUUUGAGUUUCCCUCAGAAGGUUCUACCGAUCGCCUCAGCCUGAAUGAAUGCAGCCCCACGAAAAAAUGUGAUGAAAAACCCGGUCAACGAGAAUAACUUUUGGGUCCUUGGGUAAAUACCGCGGACCCAAUCGGCUGGCAACAUGUAAACCAAUACUUUUAUCGUGGAAGUUGAACCGUUGUCCCAAGUGAGAAGGAAUAUCCCAUAGUAUCCCAACGAUGUGUCCACGCGAAUGAUUCUAUCGGAUAUAUCGAUGAAAAAAAUAAUACCCAGGGACAUAUCGUCAACCCAAUCCUCUCUAACAGGCGCGAUGUGGUCGACUUCCCUUUCCUGUUUCCACGUUACAUCGGAACUAGCCAGCGAGUCAGGUGUGUCCACGAUGGAGAACUCCAAACUGAGUGGGUAACACGAUCUCCAGGGGACAUCUGACAAAUAGGGAUUUUUUUUAAACAAAUGUUCACGAGAAAAAAAUUUAUUAAAAUUUAAAUUUCGAUUUUUUUGAGAUUACCGGAGCGCCUGAAGCUUAUUUAUUUAUUUAUCCUCAUGUAUAGGCUCUCGAUGUUGAUAAAUAAAGUAUAUGAAUAUAUUAUAGUUUAAAAUAAAUAGACAUAAAAAAUCAAAAUGCAAAUAUAUGAUAAAUAUGGAGUUGAGGCGAAUCAAAUCAAAUUAAUUAAUUGAAUCACUUGAUUAGGUGGAAUAAAUUGAGUUCAAAUUGGAUUAAUUCAUUAGUUAAAUUGUUUAGUUGUUUUCCACAUCUUCCAGUACAAAAAUUUCAAAAUUCAGCCCGAUUAAUCGGCAAAAAACUGUCGAAAGGAAGAAGGCAUUACGAUCGAGUGAUCUUAAACAUGCAAGGACCACCCUGAUCGCCAUGGUGUUGUAAUGCAAUAAUGUCCCCUCCCCCUCCCCUCAUGCUGAUGGAUCCCGGAUGACCCAGGGAUCGCUAAACGACACCGAUUCCACGGUGUCAUCCCUCUGGCAGUACCAACCCCCUCGUUCACCCCCGCAUUAAUCACUGGAUGAGUAAAUUAGACAAGCAAAAAAUAAAAGACCUCACUGGCCGAUCAUGAGGGAAAAGAAGAGCCCGAAGAGGCGUCAUUGGAGAAGAGUUGGUGUGGGCGAGAGCCGGUGAGAGCAGUUGGUAGUGGGGUGUGACCAAGGGACGGUUAGACUUCAAGUUAGGCUUGUCAGUCUGUCAAGGGGUGCGAAACAGAGUUAACGAGGCUGUCUAUUGUCAAUACCGUCGCUAGUGAGACUCCAAAAAACUCGAGUUCUUCAUUGGAUUAUUUUUGUUCUAGUGAUCUUCAAAAAAUCCGGUCAAUCAAACUAAUGUUCGAAUUAGAUUUCAAAUUCUGAAGUGAUACGGUAGAAUGAGGUGAGUGAACUCAUCUCGCGCCGCAUUUUUCGGGAGAUAUCUCGGAAUCUCGAAGAAAUAGAAAAAUUUUCGUGAGGACUUUUUUGUAGAGCUGAUCUUCCCCUACGAAAAAGGCAAAAGUGACUUAUCUCAAUCGGUGCUUGCGACUCAACUGGAAAAUGUUCAAGUUCACGUCCCCCAGGUGCGACAUCACAUGGAAUACUGUGACAAGUGUGUGUUCCGGGUAGAUAUUUCCCCCUGGAAGCAUUGGAUACCGUAUUCAGGAGUAGGUGAGGCACCAGUGAAUCCUCCCCUGACGAUGUGAUGCCCAAGUAUGAAGAAAACACCGAGGGGAGUACGCGGCGUUGUCAGGACGACGCCAAGGGGCUGGACCACGCAGCAUCGCGAACGAUAGGGUGCCUCGGGUGUAGAGGAUAGAGGGGCCAGGGGGUGGAUCUGGGGGUGGUAAACGUCCCAGAUAUUUAUCAGAGAUGGAGUUUCUGCAGAACCACCAUUCGGCCAACAGCUCGGAGCCUGCUUAUACCCUCGGUUUAAACGCCUUGUUAGGGUCAGUAGGCAGCAUCGAGGCGAACAUUCCAAACGGUCUCUGUGGCACAAGUGUCCUGAGUGUCCUGGGCGGUGAGGACGGACUGUCAGACGGCCAUCAUCAUCACCAGGGUGACGAUGCAACAACGGCUGCUGCUGCUGCGGCAGCUGUCGCCCUAGGCAGCCUCCAGGAGUUGCAGUCCAGUCCUGGAGAUGAGAUAAAUCCAGACACUGGCCAGGGGAUACAGACGAACGGUCAGACUCAAGUUGUCGGUGAAUUCGGCGCCAGCUUCUGGGUUGAUGACAUGGCGGGAUUUCCACUGCCUCCCCUCGACCUCGAUCCACUGCCCCCAGGGCUCUUCAGUCCCUGUUCUGCCACGUACAACUGGGGAUGCACGAGAUCGGACUGCAUGCCCCGACCGGGGAACCCCAAUGGCGAAGGGGUUGCUGAUGUCCUCCUGUCCCUGAAACACGCGGUGGUCCAUCCAGCGAGUCCAACCGGCGGUUACUACACCUCCCCAGUGGGUAAUCAUCAUUAUGGUCAGGAAUAUGGACAGAGUCUGGCACCUCCACCGGUUGCACCUAGUCAUUACCCACCUGGACCUGCCAUGUCCGUCAAUGUCUCCAUGAACAUGACCAUGAACAUGAAUAUGCAUCCAGGAUAUGAACAAAGCUAUGCAUCGGCGUGGGGCGUGGAACCCCUAUUGAGUCCCGCCUCUCAAUACAACCCCAUACAGGAGUCGCAGUCGAGGGUGAAUCAGACACCGGCCAAUAGCUUCGUUGGUCCACACCCCUCGCACUCUCAUCCCCACGCGAGACUCCAAUCCACCGUCAACGAGCACGCGCUCUGUGUAUCGGGUAAUAGCUCAGGUUCGAGUAUUAUUCAUGACGAUAAUGGAAGACCGAAUUUGUGCAAAAUUUGUGGAAAAACUUAUGCAAGACCUAGUACACUUAAGACCCACCUUAGAACUCACUCCGGGGAAAAACCAUUCAGAUGUCACGCCUGCUCGAAAGCCUUCAGUCAAGCGGCGAAUUUGACAGCUCAUGCGAGAACCCACUCCGGAGAAAAGCCAUUUCGAUGUCCAGUUUGUGACCGAAGAUUUUCCCAGAGCAGCUCGGUGACGACGCACAUGAGGACACACUCCGGCGAGCGUCCUUACCGGUGCAGAUUCUGCAAGAAGGCGUUCUCGGACAGCUCCACCCUGACGAAGCACCUGCGCAUUCACUCCGGUGAGAAGCCAUACCAGUGUAAAUUGUGCUUACUACGUUUCAGCCAAAGUGGCAAUUUGAACAGGCAUAUGAGGGUCCACGGUGGUUCUCUGACGUGACACACUACAACCAAUCAAUCAUUAUCGAUGGAUUGUAAAUGCACGACAUUUCCGUACUGUCGAAUACCGGCGUGUAUUCGGCUCGGUUCCAACUUACAACGAAAUUAUUGAAUUUUUAACAUUUUACGGAGAAUUUAUGAUUAAAAUAAUUAAAGUGAGUGUCAACGAGAGUGUUGAGAGAGUCUCCUCGUGUAGUAAAAAGGUUUAUCUCCCAAAAAAACAAAAAAAAAAACCAAAAGAAAACCCAGUGAUCUCUUAUCUAGAUGUAACCGAGGGAAUCUGCAUCGAAAAAAAGUGACUAGAGAGCCCCGAGCAUUCACCACAGCACCGUUGAUUAUUGUACAAAUAUUGUAUUUAUUAUAAUAAUUAUUAUUAAUCAUAAUUAAUAUCAAUGUUGCGGUUUUCAUCGCCGUAUCGUUUAUUAAAUCAUCGUCUAAGUUUUAUCGUCGCAAUUUGUCAUAUCCUCUGUCCCACCGAUCGUCCGAAAAUUGUCUAUUUAAUUAACAAAUUCAUUUUUUUUAUUCUCCAUCACUUUAAAUAAAAAUGUGAUUUAUUUUAA
Molecule: messenger RNA, 4999 nt
Organism: Diachasmimorpha longicaudata
Lineage: Eukaryota; Metazoa; Arthropoda; Insecta; Hymenoptera; Braconidae
Product: protein glass-like
Exons: 8
Coding region: 3058-4440 (460 amino acids)
Biological process (GO): regulation of transcription by RNA polymerase II
Cellular component (GO): nucleus
Molecular function (GO): DNA-binding transcription factor activity, RNA polymerase II-specific; RNA polymerase II cis-regulatory region sequence-specific DNA binding
Source: RefSeq, a predicted model, not a curated record